Symbiodinium sp. CCMP2456 is the source of this 1533-nucleotide messenger RNA. Lineage: Eukaryota; Dinophyceae; Suessiales; Symbiodiniaceae. The record is from the annotation of a GenBank genome assembly.
AUGGUCAGAGCAGCAGCAUAUUUUCCAUCGCCCGUGCGUCAGCCCGACAGGCUCCACUCGGAGCUGGUGGCUUCCCUGGUGGUCGCCAUCACAGUGCUGGACCUUGGGAAGAUUCUGGGGGUCGUUGGUUCGAAUUGGCCAUACGCAUGCCUUCAUGAAGAAUGGUUUGCUGCUGAUGGUGCCCUGGUCAAUCAAAUCUUCAGCCAUGCGGCCGGACUGUUGACCAGGCCCUACGCCUUCAUGGACCCUUCGAAGGCAUUCUCGGCUUGGGCCGGCCGGAGGGCUGCUCAAGCGAAGCUGCACUUCUUCAGCAAACAAAUCGCACUCGUGCAAAUGAGCGGCAAGGCCCAGGUCAACCGUACUGCAGGGGAGCUCGAUAUCCGGGUCCCAGGUUAUGCUGAGAAGGCAGGCAUCCGACGCUUCUCCAUGUGCUUCAACCGGGAGGCGGAUGGCGUUCUGGGCCUGCACACCGCAGAUCCUUCCAAGCGACUGGAGUCUGUGGGUCAGAUCCACUGGGGAGUGGACUUUCAUGGCAUCUCCAUCGGUGAGGGCAAUGCAAAGCACAGGGUCAAGUUCUGCGACCCUAAAGAGAAGCGACCAGAUCAGGAGACCAUCUGCGGCCUCAUUCCUGACAGCGGGACCACGAUGAUCACCGGGCCCGAGAACCAGCUGGCCGAGCUUUACAUGGACAUCUGCUCGAAUUGGGAGCGCUGCCAAAAAGCUUUCGAAGAGGUCAGCAAGGAGAUGAAGGACUUGCAAGAUCAAGGCAUGCAAGUUGGAGGAUUGUCCUUGACACAGCAUGCGACGGUUCCGGAGGAGUUGGCCGAUGCCUUCAAGAAGCUGCAAGACAUCUUGCAAGCAGGAAAGGCUGACGCAUCCGCUUCCAACAGCACGAGCUCGGCUGACGCGGCCGACAUCGCGGACAUUCUCGGUGGGGGAGCAGGUGCGGAGUCAAAGCCUCAGACUCAGAAGGACUACAUGAAGGCCAAUGUCUUUUUGCUGCUGCUGGAGCACUGUUCUGACUGGGCCGAGGGGGUGGACAUGGACCAGGAGCUCCCCAAGCUGAACUUCCACGUCGCCGGGCUGAACGGCGUGCAGACGGAGCUCUCGCUUCGCCCGAAGAACUACAUCAUGACUGCCACGGCUGACAUCAACGUUCCGGAAAUGAAAACUCUGGGUGGGUUGACCUUCCAGAUUGAGCGCAAGAAGCGUGGAAAGGUCUGCAUGCCUGCUUUUCAGCCGGCGCCUUUCACGACCAAGCUGAAUGGAGAGGUUUGGAUCAUGGGCACGCCUCUGUUCUACGAGUACACGGCCCACUAUGACCGUGGUAGCGCAGAUGGCAAGGUGAAGCCAAGCAUGGCUUUCACCCACGUGCAUGAAGAGCCCUGCGGAAGAUGUCAAGACAAUCGCAUCGUCCGCGGCGGGCACCCGGCCUUGACGCAGAAAAAGUCGGAGAAAACUGGCGUGGAGUCUCUCCGACAGCUGACGAAGGCUCCAAUUGUGCGCAAUCUUACCUCCACGCACUCACUCUGA